AUGCAUUUUCCUAUUAGCAUUAAUCAUAUUGAGUUGCUUAAUAGACUGAACUACAACAAGUGGAAGAGUGAUAUAGAAUUGAAUCUGGCGAUCUUGGACUUUGAUCAUGUGUUGAGGGAGGAACCACCUACAGAAUUGGCCGCAAAUGAAAGCAAAGAAGCAAAAGACAAGUAUGGUCAGUGGCAUAGGCACAAUAGAAUGGCAUUGAUUUGCAUGAAAAAGAGUAUCACAGAUGCUGUUAAAGGAGGAAUUCCUGAUUCUGAGUAUGCUAGAGUUUAUUUUAACUCUAUUGCUGAGAAGAACAAGGUGUCUGACAAAGCAGAAACAGGGAAUUUGAUGAACAAGCUUAUUAGGAUGAAGUUCAAUGGCCAAGGGAGCAUCAGAGAGUACAUAAUGAAGGGGAUAGACAUCGUUGGAAAGCUGAAAGCUCUGAACAUGAUCAUUGAGGACUCCUUUCUAGUACACCUACUGCUCAACACACUGCUAGAUCAAUACAGCCACCGCAAGAGAGGAAGAAGAGAUAAUUAA
Rosa chinensis is the source of this 528-nucleotide messenger RNA. RefSeq lists its product as uncharacterized. Lineage: Eukaryota; Viridiplantae; Streptophyta; Magnoliopsida; Rosales; Rosaceae. The transcript has 2 exons. The coding region runs from base 1 to 528 and encodes 175 amino acids. The record is from RefSeq and is a predicted model, not a curated record.